Messenger RNA from Schistosoma curassoni, 3562 nucleotides. Lineage: Eukaryota; Metazoa; Platyhelminthes; Trematoda; Strigeidida; Schistosomatidae. The record is from the annotation of a GenBank genome assembly.
CUACUACUACUACUACUACUACUACUACUACUCUACUUCUACCACUACUAUUAUUACUACUAAUACUACUUCCAAUACUGGUAGUAAUAGUGAGAAUGAACAAGCACAUAUUAAUUCACGUUUAACAAUUUCAAAUGCAAGUCUUACUGAUGUAGAUAGUCAACAACUACAAAUGGAUAAUUCAAUUGAUAAAGUAUCAUCUACCACAUCCGGUUGUAAAUCUUCAGGAACUAAUGUGAAGAAAAAUGGAUGGUUUCGUAAUUCACUUGGUAAAGCAUUCCGUAAAAAGACCACAUCAUCAUCAACACUAUCAAUACAUUCACAAAGUGAUAUAGAUUGUCCUACAUCAUCAAUACAACACAACUCUAUCUAUCAUAGUAACAACAACAAUAAUAGUCUUCCUCCUGGACAUCCAUCCAACUUACCACAAAGUCCGACUAUGGAUCAUAAAGGAUUACAUAAUACUAUUAUAAAUCAAUCUAAUAUGAAUUCUAUACAAUCUAAUAGUCAUAUGAAUGCUUUAUCUGUCUUAUCCAAUACACAUUUGAAUGGUUUAUCUCCAUCGAAUUCAUCAACAUUAUCAUCGUCAUCAUCAUCAUGGAGUACAUUAGGAAUAAGUGGAAAUGGUCAAAAUAAUUGUAAUAUCAUUACAGCUACUACUACUACUAUUACUACUACUAAUAGUAGUAGUAGUACUAUUGUACCAUAUACAAAUGAACAAAUUAAUCGUUUGAACAACACACGAAUACAGCAACAACAACAACAACAGGACCAUCGACCAAUCCAUUCAAAUCAACUUAGUUGCCCAAAUUACUUAGUUAACUAUAAUGAUUCAGAUAAACAAAAUAAAUUAUUCAAUGUUGAAGGAGGUGAUAGAAAUAUUCUGGACAGGAAUCAUAGUAAAUUAGAAUUAAAUAAACAAUCAUGUCAAGAUGAAUUGAAUCAUUUAAAAUGUCAAUUAGCUGAAAAAGAAUCUAAAUUAACUGAUGUACAAUUGGAAGCUUUAGCAAGUGCUCAUCAAUUAGAUCAAUUAAAAGAUGAAAUGUCACAUUUAUAUUCACAAUUAAAUUAUUUACGUACAGAUAAUGAAAGAUUACAAAUAUUAGUGACACAUUUACAAAAACAACAACAUUAUCAUCAUCAUCAUCAUCAACAACAUCAACAUCAGCUACAACACAGUACUCCUGCUCCUGCUCUUCCUCCUCUUCCUCCUCCUCCUCCUCCUCCUCCUCCUCCUACUACUACUACUACUACUACUACUACUACUACUACUAGUAGUAGUAGUAGUAGUAAUAAUAAUAAUAAUAUGUCAAUAUUAUGUAAUACAGAGAUAAUACCCGUUGAAUGUGAUACUUGUUCAAAUCUAUUUAUUGGAUUUUCUGAAAGAACUAUAAAUUUAAACAAUUCAUUCAUUGCAACAGUUAAUCUUAUUUUAAACAAUCCUCAACAUAAUAAUAAUAAUAAUAAUAAUAAUAAUAAUAAUAAUUCAUCAACUAAUUCUAUUUUAAAUAUUGGUAUCCUUUAUUUAACAAAAUUAUAUAAUUGGGAAUCUAUAAAUAAUCAUCUUGUUAAUUUAUAUAAUUUAUAUACAUCCUAUUUGAAUUUGAACGACCCGCGUGACCUUCAAACGAAUGAAUUCAAACAAUUUCAAUUACAUAUUGAUUCGUUGAAUUAUACAUUGUAUAUUGAAUUUCAUCCAAAUACAUCAAAUUAUUCCAUUCAAUUUAAUGAUGAUGAUAAUAAUAAGAGAACAAUUCAAAAUCCUCAACAUUUAAUUAAUUUAAUUCAAUCUCAAUCAAAACAAUUCAAUAUUCAAUUAGUUAUGAAUCAUGAUUUAUUGAAUAUUGAACAAGCAAAUUUAUUAGCGGAUUAUUCAAAUGAUUAUCAACAGAAUUUAUUUAAACAAUUAAAUAAUUUAAUGAUAAAAACUUUAUUAAAUCGUGAUAUUUUAUAUUUUUAUUAUGAAUUAUUAUAUACAUAUCAUUUAAUGAUAUUCUAUGAUAUCGAUGAUGUUUAUAUGAAUAUAGUGAUACAAGCAUUCUAUGAACAUAUUUGUUCCAGUAUAAAUUCAUCUUCAUUGAAAUUACAUCAUUUCAACUUAACUGAUAGUGAACAAACUACAAUGAAUGAUUUAUAUCAAUGUUUAUCACAAUAUAUGAAUAAUACAAUGAAUAGAACAGAACAAUUACCCACUAAUUUAAUAAUUCUAUUCUAUAUUCAAUCAAUGAAUCAAAUGUCUAAUGAUGAUUAUCUGAAAAUUAUCAAUGAUUUUCAAGUUUAUUAUAAUAGAAAGAAAGAUGAUCCAAAAAGAACAUGUUCAAUAUAUCUAAUUGGUACUUGGAUAACAUCAGUUGGCAACAGUUCAAUUGAAUCGUCAUCAUCAUCAUCGUCGCCGUUAUCAUCAAUCCCAGGUCCACUUCAAAAUCUAACAACAACAUCAUCAUCAUCAAUGAAUGUGAAAUUGAUCUCAUAUCCAAACAAAUAUAAUAGUAUAUACAAAUCUGUACAAUGUUUCAAUGAAUUAAUUUGUUGGAUUGAAAUAGACUAUUCAUUUAAACAAUCUUAUAUGAUAGGUGAUUUAAAGAAACAACUUGUUCAUUCAUUAGUUAAUGAAUUCAAUGAAAAAUUAUCAUCAUCUUCAUUAUUGAAUCAAAUGGAUCAAGAAUAUUUAGAUAAAUUUCAUAAUCAAUUGAAAUGUUAUGAAGAUCUUAUUAAAUGGAUUCAGCAGGUUCUCAAUUAUUUAAAUCAAUUCUUAAUAGAAUUGCAUAAUCAUUAUCAUGAAACCACAUUAGAAGAUACGGAUCAAUUUCAUUUGAUUAAUCCAUUAAUAUUUUUAUCUUUACCAUUUCAUGAUGAUCUCAGUAAUUCUGAAUUAUGGUUUAUUGAUUUGUGGAAUAAUCAAAUUGUAAAAAUGAUAAAAAAUUUUAUUGAUCAAUGGUCUAAUCAUCAUCAGAAAUCAAUAAAACAACCGGUAAAUUGUAUUGAUCCAACCAAUUGGAUUCUAUCAACAUGGCCAUGGCAUACAACAAAUUGGUUAGAAUGUUUUCAUAAACAUAAACAUAAUAAUACAGAUAUGAUAUCUCCACCAUGUUUAAUACAUCUUAUUGAAUGAUGCACAUAGAAAUACAGUUAAAUUUCAAUGUUGCUUAUAUACUACUUACUAUUAUUAGUAGUAGUACUAGUAGUAGUAUCAGAAAGUAACAACUUAAAGUGUUAUAUAUAAUCUUUAACCCUACCAGAUCAACAGAUUUACAUAGUUUCAUUCACUAGGAAAUGUAUAAUAUAACUAAUCCAAAAUAUAUCUUCUUAAUUGUCCCCUUUUUAUGUUCAAUUUGUAUAUACAUGAAAAUAAAGUUGCCUAGAAACAAUAUGUAUACAAAAUUAUCCAAAUAAAUCUAUAUGUGAACAAUGUGAUUUGAUUACAUGAUCAAGGAAUAUGAAUUUUGUUUUUGUUCUGUUCAUUCACCAAAAACAUGAGUCCAUUGUAAAAUUCUAUCUAAUCAGUAUUUGGUAAUUAAUGAUGAAAAGAAAAUUAUAAACAAAUUGCUUACUUGUUUAUAAA